This is a messenger RNA of Engraulis encrasicolus (European anchovy), 2638 nucleotides long. RefSeq lists its product as uncharacterized. Gene Ontology annotation, cellular component: cytoplasm; spindle; mitotic spindle midzone. Gene Ontology annotation, biological process: mitotic spindle midzone assembly; microtubule cytoskeleton organization. Lineage: Eukaryota; Metazoa; Chordata; Actinopteri; Clupeiformes; Engraulidae. The transcript has 14 exons. Gene Ontology annotation, molecular function: microtubule binding. The record is from RefSeq and is a predicted model, not a curated record. The coding region runs from base 103 to 1842 and encodes 579 amino acids.
GACAUAGGCGGAAAACAAGGGAGGGAAAGACGAUUCAAAUUUAUCCGCGUUCAAGAAGUUCUGCAAGACAGCACAAGGCAAGCUGCUGUUCAAAUAUUCAAGAUGCCAUCUCGAAAAAGCGAAUCACUAGUUUCCUCUAUGAUCUCUGGCAUAAAUAUUGCCCUGGCGCAGCUGGAAGACCUAUGGGAUAGCAUGGGCAUCGUGGAGGAACAAAGAUUGGAACGGGUGUUGACCGUGAAGACGUACAUGGAGGACCUUUUGAGGCGGAUGAUCGAGGAAGAGGAGGCAUGUAGGAGUCGACUAAAGGCGAACAUAGUGACCUCCCAGAAGCAGGUGGCGGAGUUGUGUGCGGAGUUGAUGGAAACGCCUUGUGAGAUGGAAGAUGGCUUGAGCAUUCUGCAGCUGGAGAAGGAGCUCCGGUGUCGGCUGGAGGCGCUGACUGCUGAGAAGAACAGCCGCAUGUCAGACCUGGAGACCCUUAAGCAGGAGGAUGAGAUGCUGUGCAUGCAGCUGUGCUCCACGCCACACUACGUGCCCUCCAACGUCGUUCCCUCUCGCGCGCAGCUUAAGGCACUACAAGAGCACGUGGCGGAGCUCACAGCUGAAAAGGCCACUAGGCUAGCAGUGUCCACAGCCCUUAGGAAGGACGUGGCCCUCCUGGGCCGUGAGAUCGGCCAUGACCCAGACACCAGCCUGGAGAGGGACGCCCUGAGUGACGACCCAGAGGUCUUCCUUUUGACUCACGACAACAUCAGGGCUCUUCAGGAGCUAAUAGGAAAGCUGGAACUGAAGAAGAGGUCGCUGAUCUCCACGCGUGACAAGCUGAAGGAGCGGGCCAUGAGCCUCUGGAACCGCCUGGACUGCCCCGAGAAGGACGGAGGCUUCCCUCUAGACACUCAGGGGACCCUCACCGAUGACAUCUCAAGGUGGAAGGUGGAGGUGGAGCGCCUGGAGGAGUUACAGAAGGCUCAGCUGGAGAGGGUCAUCAGCAAGGCCCGGGUGGAGCUGGUGGACAUGUGGGAGAAAUGUCUGUUCGGCCCAGAGCAGAGGCAGCCCUUCAGCACACACCUCUACGAUGCUAAUUACACUGAGGAGCUUCUACUGGUGCAUGACGCUGAGCUGGUCAAGCUGAGGGACUAUCAAGAGCAGGCACGCCCCCUGCUGGACAACCUGGAGAAGUGGGAGAAGAACUGGACCCUCUUCCAGGAUUUUGAGAGGAAGGCAUCUGAUCCUAGUCGCUUCUCCAACAGAGGAGGGGCUUUGCUGAAGGAGACAAAAGAGCGGGCUAAAGUCCAGAGGAUGCUCCCCAAGCUCGAGGAGGAGAUGAAAGGAGCUGCUGAGGCCUGGCAGAGGACUCACGGCACUGCGUUUCUGGUCCGUGGGCAGAAGCUCAUGGAGUACAUCAGCGGCCAGAGGGAGGAGUACAAGCUGCAGAAGGAGAAGGAGAAGAGCGAGCGGAUGAAGAAGACUGACAAUGCGAACAAGAAGGGCGAUAGCACACUUUUUAAGACUCCCACCAAAAGAGCCAUGAUGAGUACCUCUACCUCAGCCACCCCCAACAAGGUGGUCAAAAAGACACCGAACCAGACGCUGGCGAUCACUCCCAAUCAGACGGUGGUGCGUGGAGCCGCCAUCAGCAGCACACUGACCCCCGUGCAGUUCAGCAAGCCUCCUCUAGGACCCAGCAAGGCACAUGAAAGAGCACCACUGCAAGAGUUCAACGGUGGGGAGUGUCCAGCCAUUACCUACUCAGACUUCACGAGCGAGCUGUCGAGGAAGAACAGCCAAGAGGCUGUACUCAACAGCACCGUGUGCCUGGACCUGGAGAGGGGAGCCAAGUGAACAGAGGUCAAGCGUUACCCAGGAGUGGGACUUUAAUAAACCGCCAGUGUCUUACUCUUAACUGUAUAUUGUUGACAUAAAGGAUUGAUGUGUACAGUAUGGAGAGGGGCUACCCUUUUGCAGUUGGCCAGGGGCAUAUUCCAAAACAAAAAAAUAUAGUGUGGCACCUAACCUGGAUAGAUGGUCAUCUAAUAGAGUGCUUUUGAAUUUUGUCCUUCAAUCAAAACAGAGUCGCAGGUCUCAUGUAUUACUAGAUUUAUCUUAUUUAACUAGAUCUAGUUAGAGACUAAACCUGCUUUUUAAAAAAUAUAUGCCCCCGGACUCCUGCUCUUUGCAACAAAAUGUACAAACGAGGUAGAGCACCAAAGAUAAGGGAAUAUCAUUGCUGUAUGACCACAUACUUCCUGACUGAUUUGAACUGCAACAUUUUUGUGAUGUGUUAUUUUGUAGGGGUUUACAUGCAAGGACCAUUAAGAAGGGCCCUGUUGUUACCUCAAAUGAUGCAUGCUGUUUGCUAUUGUAAUGCACUUUUCUUCUUUCUAUUUCUUUCUCUGCCUGUCUUCGCUCAACACUUUGUUUUUGACCACACCUGCGCUUGUCUAGUAUGUUUGUCUUUUUGCUUCCCUGUUAGUCUGUGUACAUAUUUAACUUCUCAUGAACUGUUACAAACUUGGUGGGGUGGGGAAAGAAAUAUCAUAUUAUUUUUUCAAGAAACGUCAAUACAGGUUUUACUAUUCUAAUGCAAAUGAACAAAUAAAUGUGUAUAUUUUAACAAAGUACAUGUUUAUCGUUUUUC